AUGGCAGCACCAGCUCAGAAGACCGACACGUCGAAGUGGUACAGCCCAGAUCCUCCAGAUAUCAAGCCUGAUGCCAAAGAGGUGCUCGAGAAGUACAGUAAGGUGCCGCCCGAGGAUAUUGAGGCUCAUGUGUCACGCAUUGUAGGUUCCAUUCCAACACUUCUGCUUACAGCACUCAACUCACCUCCUGCUCAGCGAGAUAAAGCGUGGGCGAUCUUCCCAUACCCAUGUAUUGGGCAAUGGCGCUUUCUCGACCUCGCGAUCAGCCAGCAUAGCCACUACCAGGAGGUCCUCAAUCGCAUGCGCACCGGAGAGCAAGUCUACCUUGACCUGGGAUGCGCCUUCGCCCAAGACAUCCGCCGCCUGGUCGCAGACGGUGUCGACAGCAGCCAAUGCUACGGCGCAGACCUACGAUUGGACUUCAUCGACCUUGGCUAUGAUCUGUUCCGCGACAAAGACUCACUGAACAGCAAAUUCAUCGAAGCUGACAUCUUCGACCCUGACAGCCCGCUGAAGCAGCUUGAUGGCGAAAUCGACAUCAUUGGUGCUUCCUCUUUCUUCCAUCUCUUCAGCUGGGAAGAACAGAAGUCCGCCGCACAUCAGGUUCUCAAGCUAAUGAAGCCUCGAGGCGGAAGUCUUCUGGUCGGUCGCCAGGUUGGAGCUCGAGAGCCCGCCGAGAAAGCUCGCGGGGUGCAGAUUGGCGCUGGGAGUAGGUUCCGCCACAACCUCGAAAGCUGGCAGAAGUUCUGGAAAGAGGUCGGAGAUGAAGCUGGAGUUCAACUACAGGUGGAUGGUACGGACAAAGAUAUUCCAGAUGCUUACAAGAACAUUCUCACUUUCGGAGAUCUUGUGCUGGAGUUUGCGGUCAGGAGACUGUAA
Messenger RNA from Saxophila tyrrhenica, 879 nucleotides. RefSeq lists its product as uncharacterized. The transcript has a single exon. The record is from RefSeq and is a predicted model, not a curated record. The coding region runs from base 1 to 879 and encodes 292 amino acids. NCBI's taxonomy places the organism in Eukaryota, Fungi, Ascomycota, Dothideomycetes, Mycosphaerellales, Extremaceae.